Microthlaspi erraticum is the source of this 6564-nucleotide messenger RNA. The record is from the annotation of a GenBank genome assembly. NCBI's taxonomy places the organism in Eukaryota, Viridiplantae, Streptophyta, Magnoliopsida, Brassicales, Brassicaceae.
AUGGGUCGCUGGGAAGCUUUAUAUAUCCCUCGUUUUCUCCUUCAUCUUCCUUCUUCGUUCCCAUCAAUCACCCAGGAGAACAUCCGAUCUGCUCCUCCUUUUGGAUUCUCACGGUAUCUAGGGUUUGCGAGGAGCCCCCUCGAAGGAGAUAUUCUAAUUUUCGUUUUGGUUUCAAGAGGUGUUGGUGGAUCCUCUAACUGCUUAAUAAUGACCUCUAAUACCACCGGAGAGCGAAGAUGGGGUACUACAAGAAGAAGUGGCAUGACUAUAUUGGGAAAGGUUGCUGUUCCAAAACCGAUUAACUUACCAAGCCAAAGGUUAGAGAAUCAAGGCCUUGACCCGAAUGUGGAAAUUGUUCCAAAGGGAACCCUUAGCUGGGGCAGUAAAUCACCGUGGGGGCCAUCAUCGUUAUCACCACGAACUGAAAGUGGCCCUGGUUCACCAAGCCACCUCAGUAAUCGCCCUUCUUCUGGUGGAAGUGUCACUCGACCUUCUACCGCUGAUAGUGACAAAGCGUAUGAUUCUUCUUCAAUUGCGUCGAACUCCCGGCCUUCAUCAGCAUCUGGGGUGUUUCCAUCUAAUCAUGCAUCAGUUGCACUACAGCGUCCACAUAGUGCAGACACAAGACCUGGAAGUUCCCAGCUAUCCCGAUUUGCUGAAGCCGCAUCAGAGACUUCUGCAACAUGGGCUCAACAUGGAGUUGCUCCAACAAAAAUUGAUGGGUUUUCUUUGACUUCUGGAGAUUUUCCUUCCCUUGGUGCUGAAAAAGAAAGUUCUGAAAAGAGCACAAGGCCAGAAGAUGAUGGACCUCGCACUCGUCCUGCAUCGUCGUCUGGAAGAUCUAUGGAAGAGCGAAGUGUGGAUUACAUAGAAGAAUCUAAUGUACGGAUUAGAGAUGCCAACGCCUGGGGAAGAGAUAAUCAACCAUACAGUGAAGACGCACCUAGACCAUGUAGAGAGGAAGGGCAAUUGGACUCUCGUGGUUCACAUUCUUAUCCUAAUGCUAAUUUUCCGCAUCAAUAUGAUGCUUGGCGUGGUCCUCCUGGUCCUCCUGUAAAUAAUCAUCAAGGUGGUGGCUGGUACAGAGGGAACCACCCAUAUGGUCCCCCAACGGGUCCUGGGGGUUUUCACAUGGAUCCUUUUCCAUUUUAUCCUGCGCAAGCUACACCCGUUCCCGGACAAGGGGCUGGUCCUAGAGGCAAUCACGCUACUAAUGGAAAGAUGUUCAGACCUCCAAUGCUUGACUCUUUUGUCCACCCAAGGAUGCAGACUAGACCUGGGUUUUAUCUUGGUCCAGUGCCAUAUGAAGGCUACUAUGGUCCUCCUAUGGGGUACAACAAUGCCAGCAACAGAGACAUGCCUUUUGCAGGUGGGCCUGCCGGUCCUCAUGCUUAUAACAAGCACUCUGGUCAAGGUGGAUAUGAUACGCCUGGAAGCUCAGUGGCUUUGGAACAGAAUGAGGCAUCACAUUCUCAAGAAACACAACGGCCAUACAAGGUUCUCUUAAAGCCCCAAGAUGGCAGGUUUAGGGAAGAUGAAGCAAAGCGGGAAGAAUUUAUAGGAAAUAGGCUCCGGAAUGCAGAGAAGGCAGCUCAACAGAUGCAAACUUCAAAAAACGACAGAAGAGAAAACAGCAAUGAGGGAAGUGGUGAGGUACAACCAAUUAAGGCAGAAAAUGCUCCCCCUGGAGAUCACAGUUUGAUUCAGAAAAUAGAGGGCUUAAAUGCAAGAACUAGAACUAGUGAUGGUUGGCAAAAUACUUCAUCUGUCGUCAAUAGAGAUCAGCAGGAAAGCAAAACACGUACAGUCAAUUCUGGGAACUCUGUAAAUAAAGUUUCAGCAAGAAUGCCUCAAACUGGUCAUGCAAGUGAUAGUAAGAACUCAUUACGCUAUAAACAUGGUGAUCCUGCCACAAACAAAAAUGCUGAGCUGGCAGCUCUUAGUGGAACUGGCAUAUCCAGGAGAUCUACUCAACCGACGCAAGGCAGAGCAGAUCAUCAGACCAAACAAAGAGUGAACAGUGAAGGCAAUGCUGGUUGGCGGAAGACAACUGUUAUGUCAGGCUCCUCCCAUGCAACUUUAGCUGCAAACUCAGAAAGCUUUGCUGAGGUUAAUGUAGGUGACUCUUUGGAUACUGAAUCCAUCGGGAAGCCUGGGUCUGGAAUAUCUGCAGACCCAAACGAUAACCAGCGUACUACGAUGAAAGAGUUAGCCAGGCAGCGGGCUCAACAGAGGCAGAAAGAGGAGGAAGAAAGAGCAAGAGAACAGCGGGCUAAGGCUCUUGCAAAACUAGAGGAGUUGGAUAGACGUUCCCAAGUAGCUGAGCAGGGUUCAGUUAAGAACUUGGAAGCUGCAUCUAAUGCUUCCAUCCCUGACAUGCCAGAAGAUCCUCAGUUUCCUUCACCUUCACUUAUGGCAUCAAGCUCAGAUGAUCUUCAUGUCCGGUCAUCUCUUGAGAAGAAGACCACUGUUGCUGCCUUAAAGUCCGUAGAACCUACUAGAGAAUCAGGGAAAACCUCUAUGCAAGACGCGAUCACUUCAACAGAAUAUGCAAAUAAUGUGGGCCAUGCUCAACAGGAUAAUCUUCCACGUGAUCGUGAUGGCGCUGCCUCAAAACAGCGAUUGGGUUAUAAGCAGAAGCAAAAUGUUGAGAAAAAAAUGGCAGGAUCUACUGCUACUACAGAGGUUUUCGAUGUUGCUCCAUCUCUUGAGCUUGUUAAUGAAGGUGUUCUAAGUCAUAACUCAGACAUGCCAGCUACGUCAGGCGUUUCAACUGAGUCAACUUUCGCCAAAAGAAAAAAUAACAGGAAUGGUAAGAAAAAGCACAAGGUUGAGGAGACAACAACAAUGAACACGACAAGAGUUCCCGUUGGAAAAGAAACAAGAUCAGUAGAUGAGUCAAUUGAGACUUGUAAGGCAAGAGCAGCAGAAACAAAGUUGGGGCCUGUUUCAGUUCCAAGCUUGGAUAUCAAAGUUUCUGGUAAUUCGUCUGAACAAAUCAGUUCCUUCACUAAUGAAGAGUCGCAAAGCAGAGAAAAAAACAACUGGAAACCUCAACAUCUGCGUAGGACUCAAAGAAACUCGGUGGUAAAUAAGCCUGCAGAGAAAUUUCCUGGCGGCAAUGCUGUUGUUUGGGCUCCGGUACAUCCACAGCAUAAAGGUGAUAUAUCCACAGGUGUAGGGAGUGAGAAUACUAUUCCUGAGUUUGGCACCUCUUCCAAGAGUCUGCACCAAGGGCAGCCUAGUUCUAAAAGCAAAAGAAUGGAGAUUGAAAGAUAUGUAGCAAAGCCCAUAGUAAAGGAAAUGACUGAGCAAAUUGUCAGUAAAAAUCCAAUAACUGCUGCUCCAGGAAAAACAGAGAAUAUUUUGCAGAAAGAAAAUUCUGGAGGUGAAGCUACAGGAAGUCUCCAACCUUCUGGUUCAACUGCGGGGAAAUCUGGGUCUCCUUCGAAGUCAAGACAUGGGAAUGGUAGGCAGGGCAAGCAUGGAGCAUGGCACCCGCGAGGCUCUGCAGCAUCUACUAAACCGUUGGAGGAUGGACAAUUUGUAACCUCAAAUCAGCCCAUCCGAGGAGGAACAGUGAACUAUCACACGAGUAAUCAAACCGAACAAAUUGCUGCAGGCUCUGCCAAGAAUCAAACCACAUGUAAGGAUGAUGGAUGGCAGGAUGGCUGGUAUAUGACUCCUGAACCGCAUUACUCUGCCGCUGAAGAAAUGAAAGCGAGUGCUCCUCAAGCUGUUGCUGUUGGAAAAGAUCAGGGAAUGAGCAUCCAGGGUAAGCAGCAUGCUGCCAGAAGCAACAAGGAUGGAGGAAGUAACUAUGGUGACCCUAAAAAAGCAUAUAAGAAGGAUUUCAGCAAGGCUCAUAUGCAGCACCCUGGCCAUGGGCCAGGUCAACCAGAUCUGCCUGUUGCUUCAAAAGAGAGUCGUGGCCCUGGGGAUCAUGUGUCGCACACAGCCGAUGCCUCUAAUAUUAAUAGGACUGGUAAGUAUGGUGGUCGUGAAUACACGAGGGACAAAAAUUAUGGAUCUCAGAGAAGGGAUGGUGGUGGAUACGAACAUCAAGGGUUUCCUUCAGAACAGAAAGUGACAGCUGAUGCACCAGCUCAGUCUCAAAACCGAUCCACCAGUAAGGAGGUCCAUGUGGAGCAAAAUCCGAAUAGUAUGUUCCAAAAGAACACAGGCCAGGGUCGAAGGUUUGGAAGAGGGCAGGAAUCUCAAGGAGGUUGGGGUGGUUCGUCGAUGCAAGAGAAUAUGCACCACCACCAUCAGAGGGCACCUUCCAACAGAGAUAGACAGAAGCCAAAUCUGCAUUACGAAUACAAGCCUGUUGGGUCACAUGCUCAUGACGGAGAACAGAAUCGAGAACAAGUGAAAGAUAGUUCUCAGACAGAAGGUCCCAGAUACAGGGAGAAGGGACAGGGUCAGCAGAGGCAGGGUGGACAAAAGGUGUACCAACAGCAAAGGGGUAGUGUUGGAAGAAACAGCGGUCACGGAUUAACAGCUGAUCUGAACCUGUGUGCGAUGGAUUCUACUACUGCACUCGUCGUCAAGGUGAGCUACGGAGAUGUCCUUAGGCGCUUCAGGGUGCCUUUCAAAGCUAAUGGACAGCUUGAUCUUACCAUGGCUGGUCUUAGGGACAAGAUCGAUUCUCUGUUUAGCCUCCCUGCUGAUGCUGAAGUUUCUCUGACUUACUCUGAUGAAGAUGGAGACGUGGUGGCCCUGGUUGAUGACAAUGACCUGUUUGAUGUAACAAACCAGCGUCUUAAGUUCUUAAAGAUCAAUGUGCAGUCGAACGCUGGUGUGCCCACAAAGCCUGUUGCUCCAGAGAACGUUGAGAGUUCAACAACUGCGGGUAAUCGUUUCAACGAAGACCCGGUUUCCAAAAUCCAAAAGGGUAUAAACGAUGUCCUGAAGGCUGUACCAAGCCCGGUGCGUGAUAUCUCGAAGGUGUAUUUGGACCUUGCAACGAAAGCUGCAUGUUCUAGUCCUGUUGUUGGUGAGAUGCUUGAUUGCAUCAACAAGCUAGGGCAGCUUUCUAUUCCUCAGGAAAGUGAGGGACCUAGGCCUGGUUCCUCAGGCCCUUCCGCUGGUGAUAAGAAGGAUAUCUCCGAGAAGAACCAGACCGGUAGAAAGUCUGUUGAUGUGAACAAACCCACUGGUUCGAAGACUGCUGGACUGGGUGCUAGUUUCAACGAGUGUCCCUUCAGUGGCAGUACCGUGAAUGACUCCAGUCCGAUUAACCUCAACAAGCACCCUCGUCGUGGUUGUAAUGCCAAAAAGAGCAGCGGUGGUGAUUACUGGGCCUCGUUGGGCGUGUUCCAUAAGGGUAUCCGUUGUGAUGGAUGUGGAGUUCUUCCAAUCACUGGGCCUAGAUUCAAGUCUAAAGUCAAGGAAGACUAUGAUCUUUGCAACACCUGCUUUUCGGUGAUGGGUUCUGAGGCGGAGUACACCAGGAUGGAUAAGCCCAUAUCAGUUCAUCAUAUACAACAUCCCUUUAGAGGACACUUUUCCCAAUUUCCAAAUCCUUGGUUUAGCCACCCUGUGCCGAGGCCACCCCAUGGAGGUUCACCUUUCAGGUGUACUCGUCCUAAACUAGACAGUCGUUUUGUCCUUGAUGUGAAUGUACUUGAUGGAGCAGUUGUUGCUCCAUCUGCUCCAUUCACUAAGAUUUGGAAAAUGAGGAACAGUGGUUCGUUGGUGUGGCCGCAAGGCACACAGAUAGUUUGGAUCGGUGGGGACAGAUUCAGCAGCUCAUUUUCAGCUGAUUUACAGAUUCCAGCGGAGGGUGUGCCUAUCAACAGUGAGCUUGACGUCAAAGUUAAUUUCAUUGCACCCGAGUCACCUGGUCGAUACAUUUCUUACUGGAGGAUGGCUUCGUCUAAUGGUGCCAAGUUUGGGCAACGUGUUUGGGUGUUGAUCCAUGUUGAUGCUUCAUUGAAGAAUUCUGUUGUGAAUGAGCUUCAGGGACUGAACUUGAAUGCCUCCCCUGAUGAGAAUUUUGCAAGGGAAUUUGCCGGGAUCAAUGUGAAUCAUGAGCCAGCUCUACCUGGUAGCUCCAGUGUUAAUCCUGUGACAGUGGAAGAUGCUCUAGAAGGAGAAGUUGUUGAAUCACAAAAACCAGAGAAAGAUGACCUGCUGGUUGGUGAAGUUAACCUCAACUCUCUUCCUUCAUCGCCAUCCUCGUCAUUUAACAUGGUCGAGUUCCCAACAAUGCCUACCGCCGAUGCCUUGUCUGUUGGUUCUUCAUCGACGAAAGACAUCCCUGUUCCUCUUCAAGAGGAUAUCGAGAAGAAUGACGUCGAGAUAACCAUGCUCAAGGAGCUCGAGGAAAUGGGUUUCAAGGAGAUUGAUUUGAACAAGGAGAUAUUGAGGGACAACGAGUACAACCUGGAGCAGUCGCUUGAUGCCCUUUGUGGAGUUAGCGAGUGGGAUCCUAUCCUAGAGGAGCUUCAGGAAAUGGGCUUCUGUGAUGAUGUGACGAACAAGAGACUCCUGAAGAAGAACAAUGGAAGCAUUAAAGGCGUGGUGAUGGAUCUCCUCACUGGAGAGAAGGAGGCUUAA